UAUCGGUUCUACAAGUUGAGCCGAAGCGGGUUUGAACUUUUGUGCUGCAAAUUUUGUUCCCAGUAUACACAUAGGGCUCGAUGAAUCGUUACCGGAAUGCGCCCGGCCUUAGAGGCCCUUCCAAGGCUACUGCCAGCACUCUCUGUCAGAAAUGCUUGAAACGAGGGCACUAUAGCUAUGAAUGUACAGUUACCGCUCAGGAACGGCCAUACCAAUAUCGCCCUUCGCGUACACAGCAGUUACAGAACCCGAAAUUACGACCGCAGCUUUCAACGGACGUUCCGAAUUAUCUAUUGGGCUCGGAAGGUGUGGCCGAUGACCUUCUGGCAAAACGAGAAGAAGAGAGGGGCCGUAAAAGAGACAUAGAUGAAUCAGACCCUCUUGAUAAUCCAGGCAAGACAUCAAAGAGGGCUAGAUCAGCGUCUUCGCAUUCUGUGAGCUCGGUGUCUACGAUAUCUACCAGCCAGUCUCAUUCACAGUCCCCACCUCGCCGUAGAGGGUACGCUACAAGAGGUGACUUAGAUGGGACGAAGUCAACCACCUCUCAUAAUGCAAAGUUGAGAAAGAGACAAUACAGCGAUUCGUCUUCUGGUCAUUCUGUCCAUUCUCAUUCAUAUGACGAAAGAGACCGCGCUCGCUCUAGAUCACGUGAAUGGGUAGGUGACAGGAACACCAGACGGAGGCGUCGAGAGUCUAGCCCCGAGGAGCGAGGGCGAGCUAGAAACCUGUCAAGAGGUGGCAGCCGAAGAGGUAGGACUCGAAGCCGGAGCUUUAACCAGAGUCGAGUCGCAAGAGCGAGACGGUCCGUAACGCCAGAUACAAUGCAUAACCUGAACCGCCCUGGAAGACCUCCGAGAGACGCUCCCAGUCAUUCAGGCCAUUCCGAUGGACGACACAGUCGAGCCGGUAAUGGACAGUCUGGACGCGGUCAAAACCAGCCUGCACCUCCGCCUCGGAGAGAGCGAAGUCUCAGCCCAUACAGUAAACGCCUUGCAUUGACCCAGGCCAUGAAUAUCGGCCGUUAGAGCAUAUGAGAAAUCGGCAAAGGCAAAAAGAAAGAAAAAAAAAAAGAACAAAAA
Aspergillus alliaceus is the source of this 1079-nucleotide messenger RNA. Its product is annotated as zinc finger CCHC-type containing 10. The record is from RefSeq and is a predicted model, not a curated record. Bases 81 to 1025 code for a protein of 314 amino acids. Lineage: Eukaryota; Fungi; Ascomycota; Eurotiomycetes; Eurotiales; Aspergillaceae. The transcript has 3 exons.